Dovyalis caffra is the source of this 342-nucleotide messenger RNA. NCBI's taxonomy places the organism in Eukaryota, Viridiplantae, Streptophyta, Magnoliopsida, Malpighiales, Salicaceae. The record is from the annotation of a GenBank genome assembly.
AUGAAAAAGGUAAUCUCACAUGCAAAUUUGUUAUCAACAUUCAAAUCUCAAGUGAUCCUUAAUUUUCUUGUAAUCGAUCGUCAGUCGCCAGACAUGUCGCAUUACUCGUCAUUGCCAUCUUUGUUUAUCGAGACCAAAAAAUCCAUUGGCGUUUUAGCAAGAGUAGAACUUCAAGCAUCCGUCUCCGGUUGUCGGAUACACAUUGAAGUUAAUGACAAAGCACUAGGUAGAGUAGAACCGGAUGCACCGCAGUCCGGACAUAGCAAAUAUGGACGAGAUACAACAUUCAUGAUUCAACAAAUAUGGAAAUAUGGAAAGCAACAUUCAACAUCCAACAUUUAA